GGUUUUUACAAGUUUUCAACACGUAAUCCCUGAUAAUAAUAAUUACAAUGAAGUCAUCAUAACUCCCCAGAUUUAACGUGACUGGACGUCCCUUCACUCUACUGGGCACCGGAGAGCUGUCCAGCUUGGGAUUGCCGUGUGACGUUGACGCAGCUGUAAACUGGGAAGGGGAGCUGCUAGCUUUCAAAGGAUGCGAUGUCUUCAAGUACAGCCUGAGCGAAGAAACGUUCCAAGUGGAGGACACUACUCUCGCAGACAAAGGGUUGCCAUGCCAACUGGACGCCGCUGUGGAAUGGACAUAUGAGUCGGUCAUCUUCUUGAAGGGGCACCAGCUCUGGCACUGGUCCUGGGGUGAAGUGACCGGUCCUCACCACACUGACCGCCUUAACAUCUGCUCGUGGUACCUGUGUGGGGAGGCCGACUGGAUGAGGGAGAGGAUGCGGCAUAGACGUGAGAUCACGUCCUGUAAUGGUGACGUCAGACUGUGUCCACUGCGCCUUGACCAAGUGACCUUGCCUGGCUUGCACAACGCCGGGUCUGGCUUUGCUGGCGGCUUCGGUUUCCUCAACUGCUGGAUGCGAAACCAUGGCCUCAACAUCACAGAGCAGCUCCGUAGAGGUAUUCGCCACCUGGAUGUUGACCCUUGCUACGAGACGUGUGGACUUUUGGGUACAUGCCACGCCUUCUCGUGUGGCGGAAGUGUGUGCGCCAUGAUCAAACAGAUUAGAGAGUUCAUGAGGGAAAAUCGAAAUGACGUCAUCACUGUGAAUUUCAACCAUGAGAUCGUGGAUGAGAACAAAGUGUUUAGAGGUCUCUCCAGGCAGUUGGAGGUCCAGGUCCGCCCACUUCUCAACAGAUACUACCGGGUAUCCCCGAGAGGGGCGUGGCCCACGCUGCAGCGCAGUAUUCGGAUCAAUCGGAGGCUGUUUGUGUUCUACGCGCCAAUCAUAGAGAACGAGCCACACAGUCGUCUGUACUACAAUCGCAAGAAGUGGAUACAUAGCGAGAAUCUAUUGGCCAGCACCUGGAGGCCAUUUUCUCUCAGCAAUGGCUGUGAACCGAUGAUCGCACUGACCAACAGGAUGUGUGAGAGCCGGAAGUACAAGGCCCUGGUGGAAGUGUCGGUGAUACCAGAGUCUGGCGGGGCGUGUACUCACGCUAUGGCCGACGCCUGCAGACCACACGUGCAUCAGAUGCUUCGAGCGUGUGAGGCUCAUCGUUUUCCUAGCCACAAAUCGCCCAACAUUGUCCUGGUGGACUGGCCAGAGGAAGCCAGUGAUGACGUCACGUCGGUGUACCACGCCGUCAGACACCAGAACGUGCGGAACAUCGCCACACACAGGCCAAUCAGCUGUCAGGUGCGAGUGGAUGCAGCAUUCCAUAUGACCAACACGUCCAGAAGUUUUUUCUUUGUCGGUCAGAGACUUGUAGAAUAUGACCACGAUGUCGGGGCCCAGAUUGCGAGCAGAUCUUUGGACGUCUUGAAUAUCAGCACUCACGGGGACGUCUCCUCGGCAUUUUUCCAUGAGACGACUCGGAAGAUACACGUAUUUCAAGGCUGCCGUAAAGUGGAGCUUGACCCCGUUACUUUGACCCUUGUCUCCGGGUCAGAGAUCACUCGAGACCCGUGCACACCCGUAGACGCCGCUCUCACGUGGAAUGGGAUGCAGAUUCUCUUUGAAGGUUGUCACGUACAUAAUCCUUCCUCACCGGACUUGAGCCCAGAACAGUUGGGGUUCCCCUGUGAUGUGGACGCGGCUCUGAUGCAUGAUGGUCAUGUCUACGCCUUCAAAGGGAACGACUACUACCGCUAUGACACCAGGCAAAACCAGGGUCGGUUGGUCGGCCGGACGCUGGACUGGACAAUUGACGCCGUGCAGUGUCCCUGAUUAUUUAUGUCACGACGUGGUGGAGCAAGGAUCUUGUCCAAUAUUUGAGCAUAGAGUUAUCAAUAUUAAUAUAACGUGUCCAUUUGUCUUUAAUUUGAUGGGAAAAAAAACCUGACCAUCUAUCUUGCUUAGAAAUCGAGAUAUUUGCGAUCGAAGGAGGUGGGGUGUCAGAGGUAAACUAGCGAGAAAAUGGCUGCCAAAUUUGAUGACAUCCAGAGCUUGAGUGGCCUUGGAAAUCGUAAAUUUACCUUUCUGUGGCUUCGAUCUAUGUUUUUUUUCAGUAAAACCCAAACAGAAAUGUGUUUUUAAAAGGACAUACAAGGUGUUGAGUCAAAACAUGAACAUCAAUAAGAAUAGACCAACCUCCGGAAAAAUGUUGGUUUCUUCAAUUUCGUUAUAUUGACGAGCGCCUGAUUUCACCACGAUGCCUCACAUUUGUAAAAGAGUUGGACAAACAAGGCCAUGGUGCGUAA
Aplysia californica (California sea hare) is the source of this 2362-nucleotide messenger RNA. RefSeq lists its product as uncharacterized. Gene Ontology annotation, molecular function: phosphoric diester hydrolase activity. The record is from RefSeq and is a predicted model, not a curated record. Gene Ontology annotation, biological process: lipid metabolic process. The transcript has 11 exons. NCBI's taxonomy places the organism in Eukaryota, Metazoa, Mollusca, Gastropoda, Aplysiida, Aplysiidae. Bases 426 to 1889 code for a protein of 487 amino acids.